GUAUACUGACAUUGGACGAUUCUGACGGCCAAUUUAUUUAGUUUUAAUUUAAUAUCAACCGCAAGAUAACCCCUCCACGGGUCACCCUCGGUAUUCUGAGAAGAUACAAAAUAAACCUCCAACAACAGUACGUAUAUUUCACAGAAAUGAGUAUUACAGCGUCCACGGGGCCGACGCUACGACCGCUGCCAGAGAAGUAUUCUCCUCCACCUCAAACAUCAAGAGAAUGGGCAUCGAGCCUAACAAACUAGACUAUUUGGUCCUAUCGAAGGGAAACUUUGAGAUACUCAUCAGGAAAUUACUAUUGGUACGGAGAUACAGAGUCGAGAUAUUUGUGUCGGAGGGAUCAGUGAAGUCCUGUGAUUGGUCGCUCAGGUACAAAGGUUCUCCUGGAUACCUGUCCCAAUUGGAGGAAAUUGUCGGGGACGGUUUAGGAUCCGCCAAUGAGCAAUCUACAUGUUUGAUGGCCGUCAAUGUCAAGAGUGACGCCAUCAGUAAGGGCCGCCUAGUGGGCAUAGCGUGCUUGUAUCAGAACGAUUACACUUUAUCAGUGUCGGAGUUCACUGAUGAUGUUGACUUCACCCAGCUAGAGUCGAUCGUCGUACAAGUGGCGCCCUCUGAGUGCGUUGCGGCGCCGGCUGAUAACGAUUAUAAAGCCUUAAAGAAGGUUAUGGACAGAGCGAGUGUGACGGUGACGAAGGUCAAGAAGUCGGAGUUCACGACGGAAGGUCUCAUCCAGGAUCUGAACAGACUUCUCAAGUUCAAAGAGGAUCAGCAAAAAGAUGCCAAUGGAUUCCAGGAAACCAAACUACUGGUGGCCAUGAGCGCUCUGGCAGCCGCCGUUAGAUAUACGUCGCUGUUAAACGAUGACACGAACUUUGGAAGGUUCCGUAUAUCGUCAGUGAAGGCCGACUACCUUCAGCUGGACUCCUCGGCCCUGUCGGCAUUGAAUGUGUUCCCUGAACUCGGUGAUGUGAACACUUCGCCAACCAGGAGUAUCUACGGACUACUCGACAGAUGUAGAACACAGCAUGGAAAACGACUUCUGUGCCAGUGGCUUCGUCAGCCUCUUAGAGACAUCAACCUGAUCAACGAGCGCCUGGAUAUUAUCCAGCUGUUGGUUUCCAGUUCACAGAUGAGGUUGCAGUUGCAUGAAGAUCAUCUUAGGCGGAUGCCGGACCUGCAAGCUUUGGCCCGGAGACUGGCUAGGAAGAAAGCUGGCUUACAGGACUGUUACAGAAUAUACCAGGCUAUCAACCGCAUUCCCGUCCUAUUGAAGUGUCUGUCUGAGUUCAACGACCCCACGAUACAUUCGGUGCUCUGUGAACCGAUAGCUGAACUUAACAACGACCUGGAAAAGUUCCAGCAGAUGAUUGAAACUACCAUCGACCUAGAAGCUGUUGACAGAGGUGAUUUUCUCGUGAAGCCAUCUUUCGAUGAAGAGUUACAGGUUCUAGCGAAUGAUCUGGAAAAAUUACAAAACUCAGCUGAGAAAGAAUUAAACAAAGCGGCCAGGGAUCUUGGCAUGGAAGCGGGGAAAACUAUUAAAUUAGAAAAUAAUCCACAGCACGGUUUUGUAUUUAGGGUUACUCUAAAAGAGGAACAAAAUCUCCGCAACAAGAAAUACACGAUAGUGGAUGCCAUUAAAGGUGGGGUCAGAUUCAGGAACAGUUGCUUAGGAGACAUCACAGAGAACUACCUCCAGGCGAAGGCUGCGUACGAGAAGGAGCAAGAUAAAGUAGUCGCCGAAAUCAUUAAUAUAGCUUCCACUUAUUCGGAGUGUCUGUAUUGCCUCUCCAAUAUAAUAUCUAAGUUGGAUGUAUUGGUGUCACUGUCUGUGGUGGCGAGUACCUCUUCAUCCAAGUACACUCGACCAGUUCUCACUACCAGUAUCCAUGAUCUGGUGCUGAAGGAUGUACGGCAUCCGUGCCUCGAACUACAGGAAGGCGUCUCGUAUAUACCCAAUGAUGUUGUUCUCGAACGAGAUUCGAGUCUGAUGCAUAUAGUGACGGGCGCCAAUAUGGGUGGGAAAUCCACGUGGAUGAGGUCGUGUGGGGUGGCUGUGAUCCUCGCUCACGUGGGGUCCUUCGUGCCAGCCGAAUACGCCAAAAUACCCAUCCUAAGGUCUCUAUGCGCUAGAAUCGGUGCCAGCGAUAGAGAGGAGAAAGGCCAGAGUACUUUCAUGCUAGAGAUGCUAGAGACGGCUGGGAUAUUGAGGAACGCUACAGCCGAUUCUCUGGUCCUGAUCGACGAACUCGGUCGUGGAACAUCUACGUACGAGGGUUGCGGCAUCGCUUGGGCUAUCGCUGAAAAACUUUCAAAGGAGAUCCAAUGCUUCUGUCUGUUCGCGACCCACUACCACGAGCUGACCCGGCUGGCGUCGUGUGGUUCUCGCGUCGUCAACUCGCAGGCGCUGGCGGAUGUCGUCGACGGCCGGCUCGUGUUGCUGCAUCGCGUGGUACAGGGGCCAGCCGCCAAGUCUCUGGGGCUGCACGUCGCUAAGAUCGCUGACUUACCGGAAGAUAUACUGCAGUUCGCAGAAGAGAAGCAGGCGGAGUUAGAAACGGAUCUUUGCGAGGUCGAAUCCGAAGUUAGAUCUGAAGAUACAUCCGAAGGGCAGGCGUUAAUCAAAGAGUUUCUCAUAAAAUGCAAGCAAAUACAGGAAGAAAACGAGUCGGAUGAAAAAAUGAUGGCUGAAAUAAAGAAGCUGAAACAAGAAAUGUUGCAGACGGAUAACAAAUACGUGAACGCGUUGCUCAGCCGCUGACACUACUGAGUCUGCUCUCAGUCGGCCGGCGGGUCUCAAGGAAACAACACUGUCGUAACAUUUAUUAUCUUUAUUAAUAACAUCAACAGUGAGAAAUAAUAGAUAAUGCAAUUGGAUGUGACUUAUAUGUUCUCUCAAUAAUUAUUCUGUGAUAAAGUUAAUUGUAAGGCUAAAACUAUUAAAAAAAAAACAAAAAUCAGUUCUGGCGAUACAUUUACUAUUUAGCAGUGUAAUGUACGUGAUAUGACUAAUUUCAUGAUUAUAGAAUGUCCACGUUAAGUCUGAAUUAGUAUUGCUAUUAAUUAAAUUACAGUGCGGACCGUCCGCGCGGACCCGGCCGCGGACCCCGGCCCGGGGAGGGUCCGCACACAUAUUACAAUUCUGAAUGAAAUCUUCCGAUAACCUUACUCCGCUUAUCAUUACGUCUACCUAAUGCAAUCGCUGUUAUUGUCAAAAUAAGAUAUUUACAGGAACCAUUGUUUAACAUCCGAGUCAUUUGUUCGUCUCCACACAAAAUGAUAGACUUGUGCCGA
This is a messenger RNA of Danaus plexippus (monarch butterfly), 3300 nucleotides long. It is a transcript of the gene spel1, whose product is annotated as DNA mismatch repair protein Msh2. Gene Ontology annotation, biological process: mismatch repair; mitotic recombination. Lineage: Eukaryota; Metazoa; Arthropoda; Insecta; Lepidoptera; Nymphalidae. Bases 227 to 2767 code for a protein of 846 amino acids. Gene Ontology annotation, molecular function: mismatched DNA binding; ATP-dependent DNA damage sensor activity; ATP binding. The transcript has 17 exons. Gene Ontology annotation, cellular component: MutSalpha complex; nucleus. The record is from RefSeq and is a predicted model, not a curated record.